Messenger RNA from Monopterus albus (swamp eel), 1365 nucleotides. It is a transcript of the gene mis18a, whose product is annotated as MIS18 kinetochore protein A. The record is from RefSeq and is a predicted model, not a curated record. The transcript has 5 exons. The coding region runs from base 90 to 713 and encodes 207 amino acids. Lineage: Eukaryota; Metazoa; Chordata; Actinopteri; Synbranchiformes; Synbranchidae. Gene Ontology annotation, cellular component: chromatin; chromosome, centromeric region; nucleus. Gene Ontology annotation, biological process: CENP-A containing chromatin assembly; chromosome segregation.
UUCGCGAGCUACAACUAAACAAAAAGGAAGAAGAUAUUUCACUGUGAACCAACCGCGAAAGUUAAAAACAUUUGGAGAGCGUAGGAAAUAUGGCGGCGAAACAAAAAUUGUCAAAACACCGACAGAAAAGUGUGGAUUUCAUGAAGGUAAAUACUACGUUUGAAGCGCCCAGCUUUGACUCUGCUUUCAUCGAAGGAAAAUUGUGUGGCGAACCAGAGGAAGAAGAGGACUGUGACGACGGACCUGUGGUCUUCAUCUGUGCAAAGUGCAAGGUUCCUGUUGGGGAUUCAGUGUCCUGGGAUGGAAGUGAAGACAGCCAAAACCAAAUAAGAUUGAAGCGUGUCACAGACAACGUCUUGGUUGGGAACGACAGUCGACUGUAUGAUGCAGGCAAAAAAAAUCUCUGUCUGAUCAUGGAUCUCUUCUGUCAAGGCUGCCACUCUGUGCUUGGCAUGAUUUAUGCAUCUACCCCUAAGAACCUGGAUCACAAGAGAUUUGCAUUCUGCUUCAAUGUAGCAGACAUUGACAGCUACGUGCUUGGCUCUGCAAACCAGAUGUUGGCAGCAGAUGGCCCCAAAGAGCAGCCGGUCACACUGGAGUACAGAGGCAUUGUGGAACAACAGCUGACAGAGAUGAAAAUGCUGGUCAUUUCCAUGGCACAGAGGCUAGAAGAGAUCGAAGCUGGCCUUCAGGAGAGUCAUGAUGAGGUGUGACAGUGAUGGAUGUUAGCUUGUCUGGGUGUGUGCUUUGUCCAUGAGUUAAGCAUGAGGAUUUAAUAUUCUCACUCCUCAGCCCUGCCUUAACAUUAAUGCAUCCUCCUUUAAGUUUUAUCUCAACAACAGUCCUGCAGUAACACAGUCCUGUAAUAUCAGCACAUACACAUUGCUCCCACUCGGCUUUGUCCUGGUUACCGAAGAUGAAACAAAGACUGCCUACCCUUGUAAUCAAUCAUGUUGUGUCAGCUGCUGUAGACCAUGGCAACACCUUAUCUGUGCCUCAAUGCAGAGUGAAUGCACAAUAGGAGCAGAAUGUUUAUUUGUGCAGGAUUUCAUCAAGCAGACUGCACACUCAGCACAAUGGUUUAUUGAUCGGGCCACUCAAGGCCAGGCACACUUUUUUCUUUUCUGAAGCAUGGAGUCUUGCAGCCGACAGGAUUUCUGGCUGUAUUCUGUUAAUGACUAUAAUUAAACAGCACUGAAUUUGUGUUAAGAUGUUGUUUUCACCAUUAAAGAACACAUAAGUCAUUUAACAUUGAUCGCCUCACUGUUAGGCACAUUACUGGGCGAUCUCUCCUUUUUUCUAUCAAGUAGUCCCUUCAUUUGUUGUUAUUUGUUUUUGCAUGUUCACAAUUAUAUAAGCUUGUUC